Messenger RNA from Caenorhabditis remanei, 2292 nucleotides. RefSeq lists its product as uncharacterized. The record is from RefSeq and is a predicted model, not a curated record. Lineage: Eukaryota; Metazoa; Nematoda; Chromadorea; Rhabditida; Rhabditidae. The coding region runs from base 1 to 2292 and encodes 763 amino acids. The transcript has 12 exons.
AUGUCCAACGAGGAUUCGAUUGUUCCCAUAAAACUUGCACAAACUUUUAUUCAUGUCAUCGACUUCCAUGCUGACCCAGUAACAUGUGUCAGUGCUUCGUCUGGAACAGUCUCAUAUGAUUCAAUUCUCUCGGCACGUCAUGGACGUGUUGAUCUUUUAAUGAAACAAGAUGCAAUUCAUUGUACUCGUCAACCACCUCGUCCUCAUCACGUUUCGAAAUUGAAAAGAGUUUUUAAUAAAGAUCUAAUUGAAAAACCAGUGAAAGUUGAUAUUGAGACAUUUCAAGCAGUGAAAAAGGAACAUAUCAUCAGAAAAUUGGGAGUCAAGGAGACUUCGAAACCUGUGAAUGACUUUGUGGAAGUAUCAAAAGAAGUGGAUUUGGCACUGAAAGAAUGUCUUCUCAAUUUCCAAAAACCGGAAGAGGAUGAAACUAAAAAAGGAGUUUUCAAUAUAACUAUUGAGUUUCCUUCAUCCAUUCCAGUUCCGGUUACAAAACCAAAAGAGAAGUUCAUCAUUCAUCAGAAAGCAUUAACUCGAAAUCUUUCUUCACAAAUUCGGGAUUCCUUUGGGUCGAAUCUUGAUGGUCAACAGCAAACGGAGAUUAUCACUUUCCUUACUUUAAUUCAAACAAACUCGGCAAACCCAAUUGAUAACGGACUGGUUGACUCGGAAUUGAUUCAUGAAUGCGUAACUCACAAAGCAGUCGAAGUGAUACUUCUUCUGGAUGCAAGUGGUUCAAUUGGAGAUGAUACAUUCAAAAAACAACUUUCUUUUGCAAUGCAUUUGGCAUCUCGAUUGAACAUUUCUGAGGAAGGAAGUCAUAUGGCUCUGAUACAGUAUGCUGAAACACCUAAACUAGAAUUUUCAUUGGGACAAUUCAAUCAUCCAACCCAGUUAGAAUGGGCAAUUCAGCGAAUAGAAUAUCAGAGUGGUGCCACGAAUACAGGACAGGCUCUGAGACUGACAUUGGAAAAGGGGUUACAAGGAGCCCGACCUGGAAUUCCGAAAGUAGCAAUUGUUAUAACUGAUGGACAGAGUCAAGAUGAUGUAUCAGAACCAUCUCAAUUACUUCGAGAUGCAGAUGUUAUGGUGUAUGCAAUCGGAGUCACUAACCUAGUGAAUGUUCAUCAAUUACAUCAAAUGACUGGAAAUCCUGUUCGAGUUUUUACUGUUGAAACAUUCGAACAGCUUGAUAGAGCAUUGGCUGAUUCAUUGACUUGGAGCAUGUGCAAGACUGAAUUCAGGCCCGGAGCUCCUGAAAUAAUCUGUGGACCUGAUAGAAUAGGAGUGAAAGCUUCCACGAAGCAGCCAUUCGAAGGAAAUGUGUUCGUUAUGGACCAUUAUCAUGACGAAGAAUGUAGAGCUGGUCCAGAGAAGUUUCCAGAUUCCAGAAGUAUCGGAUUAACUGUACCAUUCUCUGCUUGUAAUGUCCAUCGAUAUCGUUCCCUGAAUCCAAAAGGAAUCUUUGUGGAAGUCAGUAUUGUGUUCAUGUUCCAUUCGCUUUUCAUGACAAAGACAGAUCAAACAGUGAAAGUUCAAUGUUUUUAUAUGGAAGCAGAUAAACAUGUUACUGUUCCAUUAUCUGUUAGUAUGAUCACAACAGUAUUUCGUGAACAAAUAUAUCAAAUGCCCCAAUGUGCUUAUACUCUUCGAAAAGGAGCUCCAGAUGGACCGAUCGUUCGUUUCGCAACUCUCGGAGAAAGUGUAUACCAUCGAUGGGAAUGUAUUGAAGUUGAAGGAGCAGAUAAAGAUACAUUCGGAAUGUUGGUUCAUUCAUGUUAUGUCGAUAAUGGAUAUGGAGAUCGUGUUGACAUAUUGGACUCAAAUGGAUGCGGACUUGACGCAGUUCUUCUUUCGACUCCAGAUUAUGAUACUUCACUUCGAUUGGCUACAAAACCUUAUCAUGUUUUCAAGUAUGCAGAUCGUCCUGUUCUCCAAUUCCAAUGCCAAAUCACUCUUUGUCUGAAAUAUGAUGGAGGAUGUGAAGGAAUCACUCCUCCACAGAAUUGUAAAAAGUUACCAGGAGAAGAUGGAAAUCAUCAUCAUCACCAUCAUGAUCACUCGGAAAGAAGAAGAAAAUUAGUGAGGAGAUUGGCGGAUGGAGUUGGAACAAUCGAUGUUUUUACGGAUUCAGUAACUGUUUUAGAACAGGAACCAGCAUGUCAACAGCCACUUCCAUAUCCAAUCACCAAUACAAAUAUCUGGAUAAUGGCCACCAUCACCUUAAUAAAUAUAUUUGUUUUCAUUGUGACCAUAUGGUUUACAUUCCGAAAACGACGAUGUAAGCCUUAA